This is a messenger RNA of Dendrobium catenatum, 967 nucleotides long. RefSeq names its product peroxisomal membrane protein PMP22. Lineage: Eukaryota; Viridiplantae; Streptophyta; Magnoliopsida; Asparagales; Orchidaceae. The coding region runs from base 110 to 676 and encodes 188 amino acids. The transcript has 7 exons. The record is from RefSeq and is a predicted model, not a curated record. Gene Ontology annotation, cellular component: membrane; cytoplasm.
UCAAUGUAGUCUUGGUCGUCGACGGUCUACCCCACUACAUUACUUCGCUCGCCUACCUAACGAGAAUCAAAGAAGACGAGGCUAUUGAUUUGCCUUCGGUGUUGUCGAAAUGUCGGAGCUUGUAGCGGAAUCAUGGAGGCGUUACCUUCGGCAGCUAAAGCUUCAUCCUCUCAGGACAAAGGCAAUUACAUCUGGAGUAUUGGCUGGUUGCAGCGACGCGGUUGCACAGAAAAUCUCCGGCAUAAAGAAGCUGCAACUUAGGAGGCUGCUUCUGAUCAUGCUUUACGGUUUUGCCUACGCGGGGCCAUUUGGACACUUUCUGCAUAAACUUAUGGAUCAUAUUUUCAAGGGAAAGAAAGGAAACUCUACUAUUGCUAAGAAGGUUUUGCUGGAACAAUUGACUGCCUCACCAUGGAACAAUAUCUUUUUCAUGAUAUACUAUGGUUUAGUGGUAGAAGGUAGGCCUUGGUUCUUGGUCAGGAACAAGGUUAAAAAUGAUUAUCCUACCAUCCAGUUGACUGCAUGGAGGUUUUGGCCAAUAGUUUCGUGGAUUAACUACCAGUACAUGCCUCUUCAAUUUCGCGUUCUAUUCCACAGCUUUGUCGCCUCAUGCUGGGCUGUAUUUCUGAAUCUCAAAGCAAGAUCAGCUGCUACUAUUGCUAUUAAGGCAAACUAACUAUGAAAGAGAAAGAGGAGAGCUGCCGUUAGACUCUCAAUUCCAAAUUUGAACUGUCCAAGCAGUUUGUAUAAGAUGGAUUUGUAGAUUUUUACUUGCUUUUUUAGGAUUCCUAUACUUGUUUGGGCAACUAUGGAUCUAUAAGUUGAUUGCUGUCACUGCUGCUUUUUGUUUUAAUGGGUUUCCAAAGAGUAUGGAAAGCUCUUUAUUGUCAUGAAUUCUAUAUACUUAUGAACUACUAUAUUUAUUGGAACUGACUCAGAUAUAUCUGAAUAAAUUUUCUUUUUUUCA